Molecule: messenger RNA, 3696 nt
Organism: Sycon ciliatum
Lineage: Eukaryota; Metazoa; Porifera; Calcarea; Leucosolenida; Sycettidae
Exons: 9
Coding region: 575-2650 (691 amino acids)
Source: RefSeq, a predicted model, not a curated record
UGGAAUGAAUGGCCCUGAAGGCUGAAGCGGACGAAACUGUUCGUCUGAGAUCUGCAUUCGUAAAUACUCUGAACUCGGGGUACGGCCACAGAGCUGCUAGUGAUUCGAAGAGAAUAGUUAGCGAAUGGUUUCGCAUAAAGUACUUACUGCUAUAGCGCUAGUUCACGACAUGACCUCUACUCUCUAGGCCUAGAAAUGGCAUGUUUCAACUUUUGGAAAGUGAUUUGAAUGAAAUUCCUUUUAUUAAAGGGAAUAUUGGUCUUGUUCAAUCGUGGUUUUUAGUGAGCUAGGCGCCCGUCGACCGUUCCGCAGAUGUUGACGCAAAGAAUGAUUGAUCCAUGCACAGUCGUUUUAGGAACAAAUUUGGGAGUGAACAAGCUUGAGAGGACGGAGGAAACUUGAGUCACGGACCCCAUGCAACAGAAGCGGCAGGCACUGCCACUGACACCUCAACACACUGAGAUGGCAACAGCAGUGAUGGCAGUAGCAACACCAGCAUACCCACAGUAGUUACCAAGGUUACCAGCAUCCCCGACUAGGCAGCUGCCGCCGCCGCGUGUCAAGUAUACAGGACAUGGCUGCAGAUCAGUGGCUGCAGAAUGCUUGCAGUGAAACACUCCUACCCGGAUCAGCAUGGCAUGAACAGCUGGAGCCGGUCAUCGGUGCUCACAUUGCGGCACAACUCGCUCCUCGCCUGAGAGAAGAGCCAGGCUUGGCGUCUGUUCUGUGUCGUCGGCUUGGCCACCGCUUUGUGUCUCAGUACUGCGCUUCCCAGUGGUCUACUCACUUGGAGCAGAGUGAGUGGCCGGCAAAAUGCUCGACGAAUCGGCGAACAUAUCUGGAGGACCGGGCCGAAGAGCUGCUGCUAGCUUGUGUGAACACGAUUCAGAAUGGCAUGCGCAUGGGUAGAGACAACACCUCUGCCGGACCAAGAUCAUCACCUAUAUCCGGCAGUCGAACACAGUCCACUUCUGGCGAGCAAAGCAAUUCUUCAUGCCCGGCCUCUACAGCAAGCUCCACCAUGGAGGGUAGGCCAGUGAGAUCUGAUGUUCUGCACGACAUGGCGGCAUGCACAAUACAGCACUGUAAGGAUACUACGCUUGCUUGGAUAGAUCACGAAAUGGCAAGAGUUGAAUCCGAGCGGGCGAAUCCGACACCGUCUGAGCCAAGAUUUCGCGUUGACGACGACCCAGGAAUAAAGUCGACGCAAGCCGAGAGUACUCACGCUCAAACCUCGCUCGCAACGCAGCACUGCCGCCCACCGCAGCGAUCGGAGAGUGACGUUGCCGGAGGAGGCAUCGUGGCGUGCACCGCCGCAUCGCCAUGGCUGUUGCCACGCAUGCGGCUCCGUCUUCACGGGAGCUGGCUGUCGGAUUCCAUGCGCUGGUUGCUGUGGCAGCAGGUGGUUCUGUACGAAGCGGCGGAGGCGAUGCCAUCGUUUGUGAACGCCACUGCUGGCCCAGUGUCUGUGUUUGGAGGCCACACAGAGCACGGGAAUGAAAGGGCGGAAGCUGGCAGGAGCAGCCAGCACACACCAAGCCCUACGAGUAGCAGUGACGGACCAACACGCCGUAUACCUACACAUGGAAGAGCCCGCGCCGAGCGAGCGUCAUACGAGGGCCAUGAUCGGCGGCGUACAGUUCCCAGUCGGGAUGUUCUGAGAGGAGCCAGCAGUGCAAUGCAAGCCCUGCUGUGCGAAGGCCGUCGCAGUCUAGCGUUGGGUGUGGAUGAAACGAGAUCACCUCAGAACAGUAUUUUCCGCGACGCAGUAGACAAGGUUUUCGCCACCGUUCCGGCUCUCUCAACCUACGCACAGCGGUGUGGCGAGCAGCACGACGCGUCCAGCAGCCACGGCGGCAAGGAUGUGCGACGCGACGACGGGGAGCGAGCGCCACACUCGAGUGCACUUGACGCGUUGCUUAGCUCAACGACUGCCGUGCUGGAUCUGCUGUGCAUAGCAGAGGCGGGUGAGAGGUGUCACGGCAAACACGGUGUUAGUCGUGCUGCUGGUGCAGAAUCUGUAUGGCAACGACCGCACCAACAUGGCAAGAUGAUGACGGCUGUCCUACCCGUGUCAGUGCUUGUGUCCGUCAUCAGUACAUGUACUUUUCCCACUGCGGAGGAUAGGCUGCCAAUUCUUGACAAUGCCACACUGUUCUAUUUGCUACAAUACACAAUCCUGCCCAGUAGGGCAAAGCUCCGGGUAGCUGCACAGAGAGCAAGUGUUAUGUUAGAGCGUCAAGAUCCGGCACUGCACCGAAAGCUCAGCAGCCUUGUUCAGCUCUCCAUGCCCACGAUGUUUGGACUAUCACACGUGACAAAGUUCCAAGGUACGCCCCAGACCGGAGAGAGUAACACGGAGUCCAUCACACAGGAUGUCAGUGACUUACUAGAAUACUUUCUUGCCGAGUUGUUCACACCGCUGCUGGACUGGGACGCUCUCUUGUUCGCCUGGGACCAGCUGUUUCUGACCGGUUUCUCCGAGAGCUGCAUGAUAGCUCUGCUGUUGGCCUGUCACAGUGUGCUGCGUACCAGCAUCAUGGCCAUCAGCACUGCCGCAGACUUCAGAAUGGUUCUGAGCAGCGCAUGGGAGGUCAUCGACCUACCGUCACUAUGCGUGCGAUAUCAACAGUACAGCAGCGGAUACUAAGACCGUUUACGGUUUGAAGAUCAUGCAGGCGACGCAUGGUAAGGUGUUCAUCACUACUCAAGGUUCUAAUUGACCUACCAUUGCUACGUGUACGUUAUCAACGGCACAGCAGCGGAUACUGAGACCGUUUUGCGAGCUGAAGAACAGGCCCGGUGAGCGGCGCAUGGUGAGGUGUUCAUCACCACUCAAGUUUCGAACACUUGAUCGUGCAUGCUACGCCCGUCAUAACAGCUAAGGUUCAGCAGCUAGACAAUGCCGGUACAAUCCAACAGGAGCCUGCCGAACCGCUACGGACAUCACCUCCCCCUGAGUUUCCGGUAAUCGGACUCUGACACAGAAAGGUUGCAGGCUAUCCAAAAGAGUGAUCAAUGCCCGAGGGCAGAGCUACUUGCUGUGUUCUGACGGAGAUGAGGAUUUGCCGGAAUCGUGGUGCAACUCUUCGUCUGCUUCAAGACUUGCUCCUGUCAUGCUGCCCCGGUACAUGCUACUCCUCAAGCUUGUCAGAACGGGGCAGGUAGCAAGCAGAAGAGAGCUCUACCGCAUGCAAGCGGGCACAAGGAAUGGGCUGACCGCUUACAGCGUCAUACAGUUCUAUCUCUUAUUUUUGGUGGGUGUUUUUGGCUGUGGCGCCGAGGCCUUAAAAGUUUGCGGAGCCAUCAAUGCUCCACCAUCACUGCAGCACGGUCUCGUGGCAGAAAAUAGAAAUUCGAAACACUACUAUGACAUGCCGUGGGACGUACCGCUCCAUGGCACAAACAUGACCAUUCCCCUGCCAUGUUCCUGUAGGCUAAGCAAGACCUCUUCUGUGUUGCUUGUACCGGAUUUCUGCGUACAAUCCCCUUUUUGUCUAUGAACUAAUUACUUUGUCAGUUCCCACUCAAUUGAAUACCGUGGGUGACAAUUUUGGGAACUGGGAGUCUGGGGCUGGGACGUAUCAACUGGGGCAUUUGCCUUUUUUUAUUUAUUUUUUUACUAUAUUCACAUUCCCAGCUCGAAAAUAAUAAAGAAAGACAAUGAUACUGAGACUAGGACGAACAUGACAACUA